UAAUGUGCAUGGUAAAAUGACUGCAGUAAUAGACUUGUGGACUCAGGAGCACUUCAACUGUCCGAUAUGCCUGGAUCUGCUGAAGGAUCCUGUCACUCUUCCCUGUGGACACAGUUUCUGUAUGGACUGCAUUACAGGCUGCUUGAAUCAGGAAGAUCAGAAGAGAGUCUACAGCUGCCCACAGUGCAGACAGACUUUCACUCCGAGACCUAUUCUGGGGAGAAACACAAUGCUAGCUGAUGUGGUGGACAAACUGAAGAUUGUGGGACUCCAGCCUACACCACCAGAUCACUGUUAUGCUGGACCUGGAGAUGUGGAGUGUGACAUCUGCACUGGGCGAAAACGAAAGUCUGUUAAGUCCUGUCUGGUGUGUCUGUCCUCUUACUGUGAAACUCACCUCAGAGUUCACAAUGAUCUCAACCCAGGGAAGAAACACAAAGUUAUUGAAGCCACUGGAAAUCUACAGGAUCUAAUCUGCUCUCAUCAUGAUAAAUUAUUGGAGGUCUUUUGUCGUACUGACCAAACAUGUAUUUGUGUGCUGUGUGCUAUGGAUGAACACAAACAACACGAUACAGUUGCAGCCAAUACAGAGAGGACAGUGAAACAGAGGCAGUUACAGGAAAUGAUGUUGAAAGUUCAGUGGCAAAUACAAGAGAAAGUGAAAGAACUCAAGGAGCUUCGACAGGAUGUGAAUAAUCUGAAGAUCUCUGCUCAGGCAGUAAUGGUGGAGAGUGAGAGGAUCUUCACUGAAAUGAUCCGCUCUGUUGAGAGAAGACGCUCUGAGGUGAUAGAGCUGAUCAGAGAUCAGGAGAGGGCUGAGGCAAGUCGAGUUGAAGAACUCAUGGAGAGACUGGAGCAUGAGAUUGCUGAGCUGAAGAAGAAUGAGGCUGACUUGGAGCAACUUUCACAUACUGAGGACCACAUCCUUUUUCUACUGAGCUGUCCAUCUCUUUCUUCACCUUCUGAAUCCAUGAUAGCAGAUAUAGUCCGUAUAAAUGAAGAUCUGUGCUUUGAGGCGAUAAUUCCUCCCAUCUGCAAUUAG
Molecule: messenger RNA, 1042 nt
Organism: Sardina pilchardus (European sardine)
Lineage: Eukaryota; Metazoa; Chordata; Actinopteri; Clupeiformes; Clupeidae
Product: E3 ubiquitin/ISG15 ligase TRIM25-like
Exons: 5
Coding region: 17-1042 (341 amino acids)
Molecular function (GO): zinc ion binding
Source: RefSeq, a predicted model, not a curated record